CUCCUCCCUCUUCCCUCGUUCCUCUCGAUACCCAACCCAACCCAACCCCAACCUUCGCUUUCCCAACUCUCUCUCCCCAAUCACUCCAUCUCUCUCUUCUCUUCUCCUUCAAACCCUCCAUCCUUGAUCUCCUCCUUCGCCGAUCGCCUCGCCGGAAUCCCUUUCCCGCAUCGGGAUCUUCGCCGCUUGCCCCAUUUUCUGAGAUUCGGCCUCGUCACUGCGGGAGAGACGAGGGUUUAUAGUCUCCGGUGGAAUCGAGCGAUCGAUCGCUUUUUCUCGAGUUGAUUUCUCCGGAUUUAUAUGUCUGGAAGUGGAACGGCUGCCAGAUGCUCGGGGCCGCCGCCGUCCGGACAGAUCCUCCAGCCGCCGCCGAUGCCGUACCGGGAGGUCCUGCCUUUUCCUUCGGGGAGGCCCUCUUUUGUGCCUGGUGGGGUGUUUCAUUCGUUUCCUGCCUCCGAUUCACUUGAUGUCCGGACUCCCUUAAAAAGAAAGCCUGGACAAGAAAAAAACAAUGCUGCUGAAUCAAGUGAGUGGACUACUAGCCCUGGAUUCACUGAGGUCAUUACUAGCCCUUUCCAUACACCUGUAUCUGGCAAAGGAGGCCGGAAUAGUGGCAAACCCAAAGCUGCAAAAUCUAAUAAAUCCGGAUCCCCGACUCCUAUUCAAAAUGAUGGUUCUCCCAAAAACAAUCCAACCCCUGCUGGCACUUGCCGUUAUGAUAGCUCUCUAGGUCUCUUGACAAGAAAGUUCAUUAAUUUACUCAAGCAUGCAAAUGACGGCAUCCUUGAUCUAAACAAAGCUGCAGAAAUUCUAGAGGUGCAAAAGAGGCGGAUAUAUGACAUAACAAAUGUCCUCGAAGGAAUUGGACUGAUUGAGAAGAAACUUAAGAACAGAAUACACUGGAAGGGCCUUGAUGACUCAAACCCUGGAGAGUUGGAUGAUGGUGUUUCAUUUCUACAGGAAGAAGUUGAAAGUCUUUCCAUGAAGGAACACAAUUUAGAUGAUCACAUAAGUGAAAUGCAAGCAAAACUGAGAGAUCUUUGUGAAGAUGCAAACAAUCAAAGGUGGCUCUAUGUCACGGAAGAUGAUAUCAAGGGCCUACCCUGUUUUCAGAAUGAAACCUUAAUAGCAAUUAAGGCACCACAUGGCACCACCCUUGAGGUUCCAGACCCUGAUGAGGCCGUUGAUUACCCACAGAGGAGAUACAGAAUUAUCCUAAGAAGCACUAUGGGCCAUAUAGAUGUUUAUCUAGUAAGCCAAUUUGAGGAGAAAUUUGAGGAAAUGAAUAGUGCGGAUGCACCUUCUAGCCCCUUGCCUGCACCAAAUUCUAGAUCUGCUGAAGCGGCUGCUGCGACAGGUGAAAGCCAAAAGAUGCACAUGGAGAUUGAUGUUCAAGGCACUAAUGGUACUUCACAAGACUUAGUUAGUGGUAUGAUGAAGAUUGUGCCCUCCGAUGUUGAUACUGAUGCUGACUACUGGCUUCUAUCAGAUGCUGAAGUGAGCAUUACUGACAUGUGGAAGACACAACCUGAUGUUCAGUGGGAUGCCGAGGGUAAACAUGAUGAGGAUUUCAUAAUGGGUAGCAUCAACAGCCCGGGACCUCAGACACCAUCUGGUGGAUGUCCCCUAAAAUCCUAACUCCAAUUGGAGAGGAAAGCAGGAUUGGUUUGGUUAAUUGAAGGUCUUCACAAUUAAAUUUACAUCAUCAAUAUAAAUAUGUAACACCUGCACAAUAAUUAUUUGUAUUGUAGUCAGUCUGUUGUAAGAUGUUAGUGCUUGUUAACAAGAAACAGUUUGAGAACGUAGCAAUGCUACAUGUACAGAUGAUUAAUGCUAGUUUGGAACUCAGAGCAAAGGUUAAAAUCCAAGACCACUGAGCAAGGCCAUCCAGGUUUCCUCUUUUUCUCCAUUUGUUGUAUUUCCAACUUGUUUAUUUUUUUCCUAGGUUUUGAUCAUCACUUUGACAGUGUGGAUGAAUGAAUUGACAUAACACUGCAAAAGAGAUUGGAGGAAAUAAUUGGUUCAAGUUCAUGUGUUUGUCAGUCUGGGACAAAGAUUUCAUGGUUUCUAAUGGCCUUGUGACAUGUUCAUAUAAACAGGCACAAGAAAUUGUUCAGUCACUCAAUUGUCUAGGGAGGUAUAAUGAGCAGAGACACGUCCACAAGCCAU
Messenger RNA from Dioscorea cayenensis subsp. rotundata (Guinea yam), 2169 nucleotides. RefSeq names its product transcription factor E2FB-like. Gene Ontology annotation, cellular component: RNA polymerase II transcription regulator complex. Gene Ontology annotation, biological process: regulation of transcription by RNA polymerase II. The record is from RefSeq and is a predicted model, not a curated record. Bases 301 to 1638 code for a protein of 445 amino acids. The transcript is spliced from 14 exons. NCBI's taxonomy places the organism in Eukaryota, Viridiplantae, Streptophyta, Magnoliopsida, Dioscoreales, Dioscoreaceae. Gene Ontology annotation, molecular function: DNA-binding transcription factor activity, RNA polymerase II-specific; protein dimerization activity; RNA polymerase II cis-regulatory region sequence-specific DNA binding.